AUGGCCACAUCUCAGUCAGAGUCUCAAUCCGAAGUCCCACGUGAUCCAGUCACAGCCAAGCUACUGGAUCAAUUGCGUGACGAGCUUGGAAAAGAAACAGAAAAGACCAUCUUCACCUGUGGUGCCACAAUUCCCAUCACCAAGCCUGGUCAAGCCUUCGCAUCCGACAACACAAAGAUCUCAACUUCCGAGCCUGUCACUAUCCGCUGGGAUCCAGCGACACCGGAAACACCAGCGUCGCGGGCCAAACUCGUCCACCCCAUCGUGCCCAACAGCCAGGGGAAUAUCGAGAAGCUGAUCAAUGAUUUGGAGCCCGCCAGCUUCGGCUACCAUGCCAAGGAUAUCUUCGAUGAGACGUAUCGAAAAGCCCUCAAGUUGGACACCAAUAAGUUCGCUAGCACUUUCAAUCCCUACGAAUGCGGCAUCAUCGAUGGCAUUGCGCAAGUGCUUUUGCCAAGCACUCCAGAAUCCGACCUCCGAAGAGGUGUGAGGGCGGAGCUGUACAAGUUGAAUGUAAGUUCUCACCUCGGGCUCCCUUCGGCUCCGAACGAGCCCAUUUGA
This is a messenger RNA of Diaporthe citri, 561 nucleotides long. RefSeq lists its product as uncharacterized. The transcript has a single exon. Lineage: Eukaryota; Fungi; Ascomycota; Sordariomycetes; Diaporthales; Diaporthaceae. Bases 1 to 561 code for a protein of 186 amino acids. The record is from RefSeq and is a predicted model, not a curated record.